UGAUGAAGGUCUGACGAGAGCGCCUCGAUCCCAACGACUGCUCGGGACAACACGGAGACCGCCACAAUGAGAGCUCUGCUGCUGCUGCUGGCGCUGGCCGCUCCCUCCUCCGCUCUGCCUCUGUCGCCACGGGACAGAGACGACCGGCUGUUAGCAGAGAAAUACCUCCGGCGCUUCUACGGCCUCCCCGCCGGCCUCCAAGGUCGACAGGGGUCGCCGGUCGCCUUCCGGACCCAGGUCGAGAAGAUGCAGAGAUUCUUCAAACUGGAGGUGACGGGGAAUCUGGACUGCAACACUCUGGAGGUGAUGAAGAUGCCCAGAUGUGGCGUCCCAGACGUCGGCGAGUACAACCACUUCCCCCGACACCUCAAAUGGCAAAACAACAACGUCACGUUCAGGAUCGUGAAUUACACACCGGAUCUGAAGAAGUCGGACGUGGACAGAGCCAUUCGCAACGCGCUCAACAUCUGGUCCGACGUCACGCCGCUGGUCUUUAAGAAGCUGCACCAGGGCAACGCCGACAUCAUGAUCAGUUUUGGAUCACAAGAGCACGGAGACUACAACCCCUUCGACGGGCCUGACGGGCUCCUGGCUCACGCCUACCCGCCGGGCCAAGGCAUGGGAGGAGACACGCACUUCGACGAGGACGAGCACUGGACCAAAGAUUCGUCCGCCUACAACCUGUUCAUCGUGGCGGCCCACGAGUUGGGCCACGCCCUCGGCAUGUCCCACUCGGCCGACGCCGGCGCCCUGAUGUAUCCCGUCUACUCGUACAGCACCGGCUACCUCCUGUCCGAGGACGACAUCGAGGGCAUCCAGGCUCUCUACGGUCCGAACCCAAACCCGCGGAAAGUGAAGCCGAAGCCGGACGCGCCCAACAAGUGCAACCCCAUGUUGAGCUUCGACGCGGCCACGGAGCUGAGGGGGGAAACCAUCAUCUUCAAAGACAGGUUCUACUGGCGCCUCCACCCUCAGAUGGUGGAGCCCGAGCAGACGCUGAUCAAGUCCACGUGGCCGUCCCUUCCCAACAAGGUGGACGCGGCCUACGAGAACCCAGAGAAGGACCUGGUCAUCAUAUUCAGCGGGAUCCGCAUGUGGGCUUUGAAUGGCUACAGCCUGGUGGACGGUUACCCCAAGUACAUACACAAGCUGGGGCUUCCCAAGACCGUGAGGAAGGUGGAUGCUGCCGUGCACAUCGGCGACACGGGCAAAACUCUGCUCUUCACCGAGGAGGAAUACUGGAGCUACGAUGAAGCGACGGGCAAAAUGGACAGCGACUCCCCGCGGUCCAUCGAGCAGGACUUCCCGGGAAUGGAUGACGAGGUCGACGCUGCAGUUUUUCACUACGGACACUUGUAUUUCUUCCACGAGCACGUGCAGUACGAGUACAGCUACACCUCGAGGAAGGUCAUGCGCAUCCUGAGGACCAACUCCAUUCUCAACUGCUGAUGAGGCGGCUUAUAGAAAUAUAUCUUUAAAUAUAGCUGGCUAUAUAUAUAUAUUUAUAUAUUUAUGUAUGGCAGGCGACGGCAAGAAAUAAAAAACAUUCACGAACACCAGUAUUUUCACCGGUGCUGGAUAGAAGCAAACUGUCAGACCGAGAAGAAUGCUGGAAAAUUCCUUUUUAAUAUAGUUACUGAGAUUAUUUAUUUUACAACUCGAUACGCCUCGAUAUUUGACUUGUUGAUACACUAAUGUACGAGAAUUUCAUCAGAGAGCUCAGCAAGUUUACUACAAACUGUACUUGUCCCAGAAUUAAUGAUCUGUUAUUGUCUUCACACACAAAAAAAUCACAUUUCUGAGGUCGUUUGAAGGCUUCAAACGUAGCACUGAAACAUUCCUGUGAAUUUUAUAGUCAGUGAAUUCAAGUGUCGAAUAAAAACAUUUUAAAAAGUAAAAAA
Molecule: messenger RNA, 1901 nt
Organism: Scophthalmus maximus (turbot)
Lineage: Eukaryota; Metazoa; Chordata; Actinopteri; Pleuronectiformes; Scophthalmidae
Gene: mmp13b
Product: matrix metallopeptidase 13b
Exons: 12
Coding region: 67-1449 (460 amino acids)
Biological process (GO): extracellular matrix organization; collagen catabolic process; proteolysis
Cellular component (GO): extracellular matrix
Molecular function (GO): metalloendopeptidase activity; zinc ion binding
Source: RefSeq, a predicted model, not a curated record